GCACUGUCGCAGUCGGAAGUCGACGGUGGGGAUGGUGCCUCACGACCAGUUCGGCUUGUGCAAGCAGACCCUGCAGUUCGUCCUGCGGUCGACCCUGCAGUUCGUCCUGCGGUCGCUGGCGCGCAGCAAAGGUCAUCCAGGGGUUUGGAUGCCGAGAUGCACCAGGAACU
This is a messenger RNA of Symbiodinium necroappetens, 170 nucleotides long. NCBI's taxonomy places the organism in Eukaryota, Dinophyceae, Suessiales, Symbiodiniaceae. The record is from the annotation of a GenBank genome assembly.